GGGGCCACAGCAGCCAUCACACAGGGGCCACAGCAGCCAUCACACAGGGGCCACAGCAGCCAUCACACAGGGGUAACAGCAGCCUGUCUCCCUGCUUGUCAUCCCUUUCCUUAAUCUGCUGCAGAGGAAGAAGUAUUAAUAUAAAAAUGAUUGACUCAGUUCAAAUACGUCGUCAUGGAGCUGUAGACUUUCAUUCGCACUAUGAAUCCCUGUGUGCAAUACAAGACUCAGUCCCAGUACCAGCUAUAAGAACCAGCUACGGGCACAGGACCCUAAGUUUUAAUGCGGAUAGGAUAAAAGUUUCUGACUGGCCACCUAUUCUUAAUUCUCUGAAAAUUAACAAGAACUUGACAAGUAUUUCAAUAAAAAGUUGCCAUCAGCCAGGACUUAGCGAUUCAGGUGCAGAAAAGCUUGGAAUCUAUUUCAAAAGACGUGUUCCACCCAUUCAUUCGAAGGACAUGACUUUUCAGUUAUGCGCAUCCAUUGCAGGGUGUUUAAGUGUAUCAAAUUCCUUGAGUAGUUUGGAACUUCAUGGACUGCCCUUACGGAAAAGAGACUUCAAAUUUUUAGCAAAGGGCUUGGCUGCCUCCAAAUCCUUGGAAAGUGUGUCUUUACCACACUGUUCUUGCGGAGAUGAAGGAUUGGAAAUAAUUUGUCAGAGUAUUAAGAAUUCUGAAACAAUCAAGAUUGUGGACUUCACUGGAUGCAGCUUGACAUGGCGUGGAGCUGAAUAUAUAGCCAAUGUAAUAAAGCAUCAAGCAACCAGACGACAUAGUGAGACCUGGGCUGAAAGCCUGAGAUACAGAAGACCUGACCUUGACUGCAUGACAGGACUGAGACGUGUCACUUUAAACUGCAAUACCUUUGUGGGCGACCGUGGAGCCAAUUCUUUAGCAGAAAUACUUGCCGAAGAUCUUUGGCUAAAAGCUCUAGAUAUGCGUCAGUGUGGCAUAUCCAAUGAAGGUGCAGAGUCCUUCCUCAAAGCUCUUCAGACGAAUACCACUAUACUGGUGCUGGAUAUGAGACAAAAUCCUCUGAUUGAUUAUUCAUUGCUGAAGACUGUCACGGAGAGAGUCCUUAUGAAUGCACAUGGUUCAAAUUCUGAGUACAAGUGGUUCAAAUCUCCAUCUUCAAAGGAUGGAUCAAAAGUCCUACAGAAAUGUAGAUCCACUAAUGUAAGGCAUGGAUGGAAAGGAAGAAACACUCUCCGUAUUGUUAUUUGGCGGUAUUCAGGGCUUUCAACCAAAAAGCAUUUAAUUUCUACAACAACACUUAAGGAAUUAUAUGAUCCAGAACCAAAGCCCCCAGGAGUUAAAGGUUUCCUCCCAUGGAGAACUGCAGAGAGAGCAAACAGGCGCAGAGAAAAAUCUCCAGAUUGGUCUCCAAGCUCUCCAUCACAGACCGGUACAGGAGUGCACAUUUUGGUGAACAGUGACACUUCUGAAAGUGAAGAAGCAGAUAGUUCUUUGGAUGUUUCUGAUUUGGCAGCAGUAGAAUCCCUUCGGAAAAGUGACCCAAAACAACUCAAGCGUUUGCAGGUGGAAUUAAAUGAUUGCCAACUAAGGUUGCACGAGGAAAGGAAAACAAGAUUAAAAGCUGAUGAAAGGAUAACUGAGUUGGAAAUGGAUAAUAAUCGACUAAGGCAAAUUAAUCAGAGUCUUUUUGAUGCCCUUCAAACACGAACCAUAAGCUCCUCACUCUUGGAAGAUGAAGAUGUUCUGGAAAGCAUUGAGAAAUCUUUUAAGAAAUUUCAUGCUUUUUUGGAUCUCUUGAGAGAUGCAGGCUUAGGACAGCUUGCCAGUGUGGCAGGCAUAGACCAGUUUGAUUUUAUUUUGCCAGGAGAUCCUCAGAUGUCUACCACUGCUGGUAGAUCUCACCAACCACACACGGAGAUAAACCAAAACCUACACAGAACCUUUGUAAUUGGCCAGCCGCACAACAGAGGUGAAAAAGGGAACCCCGUGGGCCUGUCUGAAUCUUGUUCAGCUGCUCCUUUGCCUGUCCCUGUGAAGCCAGAUAAAUUGUGUAACGCCAACCAAGAGAGCAAAGCAGGAACAAGUUUUGAUGUUGCACUACAGGACAGAGAGGGAUACAAGAACAGCGGGGAAACUUCAAUGCAGGAAUAUACCAAAGAUGCAGACUCUGUAAAAAAUGGAAGCAUGCAUGACUACAAAGGACCUAGUAAUGAAUGUUCUUCGACGGAUUCUAGGAAAAGCAAAAAAAGCAAUACAAGUAGAAAGUCCAAAGCAUCCCCUGGUGGAAUGGAUAGAAAUUCUUCAAAGAGAGGUCUCUCUGCAGGGACAAAUGACAAUGAUUUACAGGCCUCUGGAGAUAGACAUCAAAAUGGUACCAAAACUCCUCUCCUUUCUAAUGCCAGUAUGUCAGGAUCAGAAAUACAAGAAGAUAUGAAUUCUGUCGAAUUCCAGAGCAGUGGCUCACAUGAGAUAAUUCAGGGAGAAUGAGCCCUUUUCAGUAAUUGAAGGUACAUUCCAGACCCCUUAAGGACUUUAGCUUGCUGAAAAGCUUUAUGUGUGAAGUGUGUCCUAUUUUUUUCAUUUUGCAAAAGAAUUUCAAUAGAAAUUUACACUUUUAUAAAUUAACCUGGUUACACACAUGGCUUUGAAAGCAGACAGAAAAGGUUAUGUUACUUCCUCGUUUGGUUAGCUUUUUUUUGCACUGACCUCAAGAGGCAGCAAUAUCACAGAGCACCUUCCUUGCAAAGACUUUUCAUUGAGCUGCACUGGAAAGUCUGUGAUUGGACAGCAACAUCAAGUCUGGGUGGUAUUAGUAGAGGAAGACUUUCAAAGGCAGCAGUCAAGAGAUCUGCUGUUUCUGCAAGCUGUUUUUAGAUUUACCCCCAAUG
Messenger RNA from Pelobates fuscus (common spadefoot toad), 2863 nucleotides. RefSeq names its product centrosomal protein 78 (gene CEP78). The transcript has 17 exons. The record is from RefSeq and is a predicted model, not a curated record. Gene Ontology annotation, molecular function: protein binding. Gene Ontology annotation, cellular component: centrosome. Lineage: Eukaryota; Metazoa; Chordata; Amphibia; Anura; Pelobatidae. Bases 147 to 2462 code for a protein of 771 amino acids.